GAGUCCACAGAGGGCGCUAAAACGUCGAAGCGUUCAAACCUGACAUUUCCGAGCCUGCAAAAAGACAGUGAAGGCAUCGGCUUCAGGAUUCGUCGAGACUGGAGUUUCGACGAACUUAAGACCUGUUUUAGGAUCCGACCAGGAAACCCACCUUAAACAAAACCAACCUAAACAAGAAGCCGGUUCUCAUAUUUAACCAAGACUAGAACCAUGCCCGUCACCGAGAAGGACCUUGCGGAGGACGCGCCGUGGAAAAAGAUCCAGCAGAAUACCUUCACACGCUGGAUAAAUGAGCACCUACGGUCCGUCAACAAGCGGGUUGUGGAUCUCCAGCUGGACCUAGGAGAUGGUCUCCUACUCGUCGCACUGCUGGAGGUUCUGAGCCACAAAAAGAUGUUUCGGAAGUUCCACUCCAGGCCCAACUUUAGGCAAAUGAAGCUGGAGAACGUCUCUGUGGCCCUGGAGUUUUUGGAGCAGGAGAACAUUCGCCUGGUCUCUAUAGACUCAAAAGCAAUCGUGGAUGGGAACCUAAAGCUGAUCCUGGGUCUGGUCUGGACACUGAUCCUGCACUACUCUAUCUCUAUGCCAAUUUGGGAGGGAGAGGAGGAGACAGAGUCAAAAACCCCUAAACAGCGCCUCCUGGGCUGGAUUCAGCAAAAAGUCCCAGAUCUUCCCAUCAGCAACUUCAGACAGGACUGGAGAGAUGGGAAAGCCCUGGGAGCCCUGGUGGACAGCUGUGCUCCAGGCCUGUGUCCAGACUGGGAAACCUGGGAUCCAGUUAAACCAGUAGAAAAUGCCACAGAGGCCAUGCAGCUAGCUGACGAUUGGCUGGGAAUCCCACAGGUGAUUGCUCCAGAGGAGAUCAUCGACCCCAGUGUGGAUGAACAGUCAAUCAUGACCUACUUGUCGCAGUUUCCUAAAGCUGAACUGAAACCAGGAGCUCCACUGAAACUGAAACUUAACCCAAAGAAGACCAGGGUCUAUGGACCAGGAAUUGAACCCACAGGAAACAGAGUCCUGUGUCCUGCCAUCUUCACUGUGGACACGUUCAGUGCGGGUCAAGGUCAGGUCACUGUUUACCUGGAGCAUCCAGAUGGCACAAGAGUGGAGCUGGAGGCGGAGCCUAAUGAAGGAAUGAAGACAUACAACGUUGCAUAUGUCCCUCAGCUCCCAGGAAUGCACAAGGUCACUGUGCUGUUUGCCGGACAGCAAAUUCCUAAAAGUCCAUUUGAAGUGGGCGUGGACAAAGCAAUGGGUGAUGCCUCAAAGGUGUCCGUGAAAGGUCUGGGAAUCGAACCCGCGGGAAAUGUUGCCAAUGAGGUCACACACUUCAACAUAUUCACAACAGGUGCAGGUAGUGGAGACGUGACUGCGAUGAUCCGUGACCCUCAGGGUCAGUUAAAUACCGUGGAACUGAUGAUGGAGGACAAAGGCGACAGUGUGUACCGCUGCACCUACAGACCCACUCAGGCUGGACAACACUCCAUCAACAUAAUGUUUGGAGGGGCUGCCAUUCCCAAUAGUCCCUUUAUUGUGGAUGUGGGCGCUGCUUGUGCCCCUGCGGCGUGCAAAGCCACAGGUCGGGGCCUCCAGCCUACAGGUCUAAGGAUCAAACAGGUGGGAGACUUCAGGGUGGACACCAGGAAGGCUGGCAGUGGGGACCUGAAGGUCAAGGUCACAGGUCCUGAUGGUGUGGACCGGCCACUGACACCCGUCUCCUGUCAAGAUGGCGUGUUUUCCUAUCAGUUCACUCCAAACGUUCCUGGAAAACACAACGUGGGCAUCACUUGGGGCAGCGGGCACAUUCCUAAGAGUCCAUUUGAGGUGAAUGUGAGCCCAGAGCCGGGACCUCAGCAGAUCCGGGCCUGGGGACCUGGUCUGGAAGAAGGCAUUGUGGGUAAAGCUGCCACCUUUGUGGUGGAGUCCAUAGGUACCAACGUUGGAGUCCUGGGUUUUGCCAUUGAGGGACCGUCUCAGGCAAAGAUUGAGUGUGAGGACCGGAACGAUGGGUCAUGCGAUGUGCUCUACUGGCCCACAAAACCAGGCGAAUAUGCCGUCCAUGUGACCUGUGAUGAGGAGGACAUUGAACACAGUCCUUUUAUGGCCUGCAUUGUCCCAGAUACCAACAGCAGCAACCCUGAAAAGGUCAGCCAUGGUUUGAUGUAUGAAAAUACACGUCUUAUGUUUGACUCGGAUGGAAUUCCUGUGGAGGUGAUGGUCAAAGAACAGGAGGCAGGGCUGUUCACCUGCUUGUACACACCUACUUCAGCCCAGAAACACACAGUGUCCACGACAUGGGGUGGAGUCAGUGUGCCGGGCAGCCCAUUCAGGGUCUCUGUGGGUAAAGCAAGUCAUCCAGAACUGGUCAAGGUUUGUGGACCCGGAAUAGAAAGAACUGGACUCAAGGCCACAGAACCAACCCACUUUACCGUGGACUGUUCUGAAGCUGGAGAUGGAGACGUCAGUGUGGGAAUUAAAUGUGACGGUCAUGUGAUCAGCGAUUCCAAAGAGGUUGAUGUGGAGUUCGACAUCAUUCCCAACGCCAAUGACACCUUCACCGUUAAAUAUGUUCCUCCCUCCCCAGGAACUGUCACUGUCAGAGUAUUGUUCACUGAACAGGAAGUUCCACAUAGUCCUUUCCAAGUCAAUGUUGUGCCUUCCCAUGAUGCAUCAAAGGUCAAGGUUGAAGGUCCUGGACAGGAAAAAAGUGGUGUGGAGACAGGAAAACUGACCCACUUCAAGGUUCUGACCCGAGGUGCUGGAAAAGCUCCUUUACAUGUGUCAUUCUCUGGAUCAGUCGAAGACUUUGACAUUAUUGAUAACUAUGACUACUCCUACACUGUAAAAUACACACCUGUCCAACAGGGGGAGUUGGAAAUCUUUGUAAAGUUUGGAGGAGAUCUGAUCCCCAAUAGUCCGAUUGUGGUGGACGUGGCUCCUCCUCUGGACCUCAGCAAAAUCACCGUGGACAACCUGAUUGGACGAGUGGAAGUGGAUCAGGAGCAGACAUUUGAGGUAUACACACAGGAUGCAGGAGGUCAAGGUCACCUGCAGGUGAUGGUGCUUAGUCCCAGUGAGAGGCUUCUAGAAUGUGAAGCAAAUCCUCUUCCCAGGAAAACUGGGAAUGGGUCUACGUUUGGUUUCCGGCCUACAGAAGAGGGCAUCCAUUUUGUCAAUGUGUCAUAUGACGGACAUCCCGUUCCUGGGAGUCCAUUUCAGUUUGAAGCUCAGCUGCCACCAGACCCUAGCAAGGUGAAGGUGGCUGGCCAAGGUCUUAGUGGAGGACUGGUGGGGAACCCAGCUGAGUUCUCCAUUGACACGACAGGUGCCGGUACGGGUAGUCUGGGCCUGACGGUGGAAGGUCCAACUGAAGCCAAGAUCGAGUGUUCAGACAAUGGAGAUGGAACCUGCUCUGUGUCCUACAUGCCAACAGAACCUGGAGAGUACCUGGUCAAUGUCCUGUUUCAGGAGGUCCAUGUCCCUGGGUCCCCCUUCAGAGCGCACAUCCAGAGACCCCUAGACCCUUCGAAAGUUCUGGCUUCAGGAGCAGGACUGAUAAGGGCCAAGGUUGGAGAAAUCAGCGUUGUGAAUGUGGACUGUUCACAGGCUGGACCAGGUAAACUCAGUUUGGAGGCUGUUCCAGACCUUACCUCCUCCUUUCCUUCAGAGUCAGGUGUAAGGACUCAAACGGAGGUGGUGGACCAUGGUAACGGAACCUUCACUGGGACCUACCUCCCUCUGACCUCUGGUUUCCACACUGUGUUGCUUAAAUAUGGGGGAAAAACUGUUCCGGGUUUUCCAGCCGUGGUACCGGUGGAAGCUGCUGUAGACACAUCCAGGAUCAGAGUGUUUGGACCUGGCAUUGAGGGACAAGCUUUUUACAGAGAAGCCACCACUGAGUUUACAGUAGAUGCCCAACAUCUGACCAGUCAAGGAGGAGACCACAUAAAGGCUGACAUCAGAAACCAGUCUGGAACUUUGACUGACUGUGAGGUCAUAGACAAUGCCGACGGAACCUACACUGUGGAGUACACACCCAUUGAGAAUGGUGUCCAUAGCAUCCAAGUUCUGUAUGAUGACACUCCAGUUCCUCAAAGUCCUUUCAGUGUGUCUGUGUCAGAGGGCUGUGACCCCAGCAGGGUGGUGGCAACUGGCAAUGGAAUCCAACAUGGUGUCACUGGAAAAUCCAACAAAUUCACCAUUAUCACUAGGGGUGCCGGUAUCGGAGGUCUGGGCAUCACAGUGGAAGGACCGUCAGAGUCCAGGAUGUCCUGUGAGGACAACAAAGAUGGCAGCUGCAGCGUGGACUAUGUUCCCUUCACUGCGGGAACGUACGACAUCAACGUUACUUACGGUGGAGAACAUAUCUCCGGAAGUCCAUUCACAGUCAAGGUAAAGGAUACAGUGGACUCUGCAAAGGUCAAAGUGACCGGACCAGGAGUGGGGUCAGGUGUUCGGUGCCACGUCCCACAAUCCUUUACUGUGGACUGCAGGAAGGCAGGUGUGGCUCCACUGGAAGUGGUCAUCACAGGUCCGGAGGGUGUGACUGAGCCUGUGGAGAUAAAGGACACUGGAGAUGGGAAGCACACAGUUUCCUACACCCCAUCUCUGGAGGGACAGUAUGAGGUGGCCAUCAAAUAUGCAGGGGAAGAGGUCCCCUGCAGUCCCCUCACAUUCCGGGUCCUGUCUUCUUAUGAUGCCAGUGAAGUCAGAGUCAGCGGUCCUGGGCUAAGCAGCAAUGUUCCUGCCAGCUUCCCAGUUGAAUUUGACAUUGACACCAAAGGUGCAGGACAUGGUCAAUUAAGCGUGCACAUCACAGACCAGGCCGGAAACAUCAAGCAGCCCAGCAUCCGGGAAAGUGGAGACAGAACUCACCAGGUUUCUUAUGUUCCGGAUUGUAUUGGCCAAUACACUAUUGCCAUUAAGUACGGAGGCCACGACAUCCCUGCCUCGCCCUAUAAGGUCCGUGCAAUGCCCACCGGAGACGCCAGCAAGUGCACAGUCACUGGUCCUGGUGUGAGUCCCAUGGUAGCCAUUGGAGAGGAACUGGGUCUGGUGGUAAAUGCCAAGGAGGCAGGCAGAGGAAAAGUGAGCUGUGUGGUGAUUCCACCUGAUGGCGGUGAGAUGGAGACCAAGAUUCUGGACAACGAAGACGGAACCUUUGACAUUUUCUAUGUUGCUGAGACCCCCGGUGACUACAUCAUCCAUGUCAGAUUUGGAGGGGAGAACAUCCCGCACAGUCCCUUUAAGGUCACGGCCACUGAUGAGAUUCCCCUGAUGCAACAGCAGAGCUCACUGCAGCAACAGGCCACUCCUCCUCAAGUCGGCUUUCAGCCCUGGGUAACAGAGAGCUACGAGCUAAUCAGCAGCUCUGCAGCUGUGAAUGGGCGCAGCUUCAGACCUUUUGACAUGGUGAUCCCAUUCUCUUUCAAAAAGGGUGUCAUCACUGGGGAUGUUCUGAUGCCAUCAGGAAAAACGGCUGAGCCUGUGAUCAUAGAUAAUCUUGAUUCUACUGUGACUGUUCAGUACUCGCCCAGUGAGGCUGGUCUGCAUGAGAUGCACAUCAAAUAUAAUGGCACACACAUUCCAGGUGAGCACACACAGAGCUGUUAUUAUAGAACUACUUUUGAGGAUAAACAGCGACGCUCUCAGGUCAAACUGGGCUCUGCAGCAGAUUUCUCUCUGGACAUCCCUGAGACCGACCUCAGUCUAUUGACAGCCAGAAUCACAGCACCGUCAGGGAGAGAGCAGCCGUGUCUGCUGAAGAGGAUGGUCAACAAUCACAUUGGGAUUUCCUUCAUCCCUCAGGAGGUUGGUCAACACCAGGUCAGUGUCCUGAAGAAUGGUUGUCACAUAGCCAACAGUCCCAUCGGCAUCAUGGUCGUCCAAUCAGAGAUUGGUGACGCCAGCAGAGUCAGAGCUUACGGAGUCGGCCUCGCCCAGGGAACAACGUUCACAAACAGCCACUUCACUGUGGACACUCGUGAGGCGGGUUAUGGGGGUCUGGCUUUGUCCAUUGAAGGUCCCAGUAAAGUUGACAUCCAGACAGUUGACAUGGAGGAUGGGACAUGUGGCGUGACUUACUGUCCCACUGAACCUGGCAGCUACAUGGUCUCAAUAUGUUUUUCUGAAGAACACGUUCCAGGAAGUCCAUUCACGGUAAAAGUCACAGGUGAAGGUCGUGUCAGGGAAAGCAUCAGCAGGCGUCAGAAGGCGGCGUCCGUUGCGACUGUAGGCAGUGUGUGUGAUCUGAGUCUGAAGAUACCAGGGGUUGAAACCGAAAAUGUCGUCGCAGAGGUCACAGCGCCCUCUGGAGCUCACCAUCCUGCAGAGGUAGUCGGCGUGGGUGGCGAUACCUACUGCGUUCGCUUUGUGCCCACAGAAAUGGGUGUGCACUGUGUGAGUGUGAAAUACAGGGGUGUGCACGUGCCAGGAAGCCCCUUUCAGUUCACUGUGGGGCCACUUCUGGAGGGUGGAGCUUCCAAGGUCAGAGCAGGAGGUCCAGGUCUGGAGGAAGCUCUGGCAGGAGAACCAGCUGACUUCUCUGUCUGGACUCGUGAGGCUGGGGCUGGUGGUCUGUCCAUCGCAAUGGAAGGACCCAGCAGGGCUGAGCUGUCCUUCAAUGACCGUAAAGAUGGGUCAUGUGACGUGUCGUAUGUGGCCCAGGAGCCUGGUCAUUACGAGAUUUCAGUGAAGUUCAACGAGCAGCACAUUCCUGACAGUCCCUUCCUGGUUUCAGUGGUUGCUCCAAUGAAUGAUGUUCGCCGCCUGACUGUCAGUGGUCUACAGGACUCGGGUCUGAAGGUAAAUCUCCCAGCAUGCUUUACAGUGUGUUUGAACAAAGCUGAGGGGAAGGUGGAGGCCAGGGUCUGGAGUCCGUCUAAAGUGGUGGUGCCGUGUAUGGUGAGCCAGUUGGACAGAGACCAGUUGACCGUCAGCUUCACCCCCACAGAGACUGGACUUCACACAGUUGAGGUCACCUUCAAUGGUUGUCAUGUGUCUGGAAGUCCAUUCCAUGUCAGAGUCGGAGACAUGAGUGGGACCAAAGAGCCUGGUCUCGUCACAGCCUAUGGAUCCGGACUAGAUAGUGGAACCACAGGAAUCGAGUCAGACUUCAUCAUCAACAAUACUAAGGUAGGCUCUGGGGCCUUGGCUGUGACCAUUGAGGGCCCCUCCAAGGUGAAAAUGGACUGCCAGGAGGUUCCUGAGGGAUACCAGGUGCGGUACUCACCCAUGGCACCAGGAGACUAUUUGAUUAGCAUCAGGUACGGAGGUCCCGAACACAUCAGGGGCAGUCCAUUCAAGGCCAAGGUCACAGGUGAGGUUCCCGCAAAUUCUCCAACCAGUCAUUCCUGCUUCUACUCAGGUACAAAUGUUCUGCUGGUUGGUUUCCAUGGACCUCAGGUUUCCUGUGAGGAGGUUCUGGUCAAACAUCUAGGAGACUUGCAGUAUGAUGUCAGUUACAUUCUGAGAAAGGCUGGAACUUAUCAGCUGAUAGUGAAGUGGGGUGAUGACCAUGUUCCUGGUUCCCCAUUUCAUGUUCUUGUUAUGUAAUGCACCAGGAAGAUUGCACCAGAAAAACCUGAAAGCUGUUUGGUUUUUACUACUGUGUCAUCAUAAAACAAGGAAAACUUCCCGUGUCUCCUGAUUUUAUCUUUUCUUUUUUUUUUAUGGUUUUUAAAAACAUUUUCUUUUCAGAACAUUUGUUUGCUUCAAAAGGUAUCAAGUUUCCAAGUCAAAUUUCAAGAUAAGUCAAAUUUCCAUGUUUUCUGAUCCAGAAACAAACGUUGGAAUCAAAUAUUUCCUUCCUCAGCUUUAAGAGAAUUCUAUGAUAAAAUAAAAUUACAAAUUUAGUACAUGAAAUCAAAUUUAAGAAAGACAACAGCAUUCUAGUUCUACUGACCUUUAUUCAAAGAGACAAAGCCAAAUCAGAUUGGAGAGAAGAAUUCAAAAACAUAACCAGCAUAAUUGUUAUUUAUCAUUAAAAUCAUUAAAAACUGGUUUCUGCUUCUUUUUUUUAUUUUAAUGGAAAACAACAAUGACCAGAGAGAUGAUGAUGAUAUACCUGAAAAUAAAAGUCAGCAGCAACUGGAUGAACAUUGUCUCUUUUAAAAUGUUUGAUCAGCAACCACACAAUAAUCUGUUAGAGGAAGUUGUACUCCCAUGAGAAUAUUUUUUGCAGAAAAUAGUAAAUGUUGAAACAAAAUAAGUCAAAAGUUGGAACCAAUUAAAGAUAACAAUAUCAUAUUUUAAUAACAAUUAAAUAAGAUUUUGAAUCUAAUAUACUCUUGUAUAUUUCUCUUUACAUUUUCCCAUAUUAAUAAUUUCAUCAUUUUGACUAAACACAAAUAAACAGUUGAGAAAUACAAACAA
This is a messenger RNA of Cynoglossus semilaevis (tongue sole), 8373 nucleotides long. It is a transcript of the gene flnba, whose product is annotated as filamin B a. The record is from RefSeq and is a predicted model, not a curated record. The transcript has 46 exons. Bases 211 to 7554 code for a protein of 2447 amino acids. Gene Ontology annotation, biological process: actin cytoskeleton organization. Gene Ontology annotation, molecular function: actin filament binding. NCBI's taxonomy places the organism in Eukaryota, Metazoa, Chordata, Actinopteri, Pleuronectiformes, Cynoglossidae.